Molecule: messenger RNA, 258 nt
Organism: Laetiporus sulphureus 93-53
Lineage: Eukaryota; Fungi; Basidiomycota; Agaricomycetes; Polyporales; Laetiporaceae
Exons: 2
Source: RefSeq, a predicted model, not a curated record
ACAACGGCCUUACUGGAUUCUGGAGCAUUCUCUUGCUAUAUCGAUCAGAGAUUCGCUCAAAGACAUGAGUUUAAGAUGACACCACUAAACCAUGAAAUAAGAAUCCUCAAUGCAGAUGCCAGUUCCAACAAGGGCAGCGCAAUUACUCAUCAUGUAGUCACAAGCAUCUUAAUCGGGGGGCACCGAUCAACUGAGAGUUUGCUCGAACAUAACCCCCGAGUUGACUGGGAACACAGAGAGGUCACAUUCUCAAGGUGC